Molecule: messenger RNA, 1122 nt
Organism: Cyphellophora europaea CBS 101466
Lineage: Eukaryota; Fungi; Ascomycota; Eurotiomycetes; Chaetothyriales; Cyphellophoraceae
Exons: 1
Coding region: 1-1122 (373 amino acids)
Source: RefSeq, a predicted model, not a curated record
AUGAUUGUUCUACCCAAUUGCCAUCCAAGCUUCUACCACGGCUGGAUAAACGAAAUUCGCCAACUCAUGACAGUACACAAGAGCUUGUACUAUUCCGUACUUGCUUGUAGUGCGUCCCAGCUGCGCUCGCUGUCCGGUACGCAACAGAUGCACGGGCUAGCUUUGGAGUAUUAUUCGCGCGGCAUUGAAACUGUCUCAUCGUUGCUCGCCGUCGAGAGCGCCGCCACUCAUAACGGCCUCCUUAUGACCAUCAUUCUUCUCUACCUGCACGGUUGUCUUGGCCUUACUACCUUCAGCGACAUUCCGCGCCACGUUGAAGCAGCCAUCCAGCUGCUGCGCCUCCGUUUUUUCACUGGCCAUGACGGUGCCAUUCGGCGACCCUUCGACCGCAUUGCCAUCGAGAGCGUCCUGUACCAAGUCUUUCUGACGGCCAUGGGCUCCUGGUGCCAGCGCAUUGAGCAGGACUUCCAUUUCGACGCGGAAUUUUGGCUACAGGCUGAGAAACUCCUAGCUCAGUCCACACUAUUCCCUAGUGAGCCGGCAACCGUCAACAGUCCGGUAUUGGGUGUCCCGAUGUCGCUAUUUCGGUUGGUAUUGUCAAUCAAGCAAAUAUAUCAGGGGCCGAAUCGGCAGGACCAGGAGACCAUCAACCACUUGAGGGAUGAGCUGGAUGAGUGGGAAGCGAUGGUGUUGCGGAACGAUGACUUGGAUCUUGCCGCCUCGCGAAGUGAGCUUUCGCAUUACGAGAUUUACAAGGACGCAGCAUUUCUGUACAUCCUUGCUGCAUCUCUGCUACUUGAUCAGGCGGACGAAUUCUUGUUCGAUGGGACUGAAAUACUGGAGCCGAGGCCGAGCAGCUCGUGGCAGGUCGCCAAGAUGAUCCAGAUCCUGCAAGACCAUGCUGAAGAUUAUGAAUGGGCGAAGUGCUUCAUCGGAAACUGGCCGCUGUACACUAUCGGCUUUUUCAUGGAAACCCAAGAUGAGAUUGAGCUUGUGCGGGCGGACCUGCAGAGGAGAUGGGAUAUUUCGGGCUUCUCACAAGUGGCGCGAUUCCGAGGCGAGCUCGAGACUGCCUGGGCUGGAAGGGCGGCACCAGCAGAGUCUGCCAUUGUAGGGUUAUAG